Molecule: messenger RNA, 1778 nt
Organism: Scatophagus argus
Lineage: Eukaryota; Metazoa; Chordata; Actinopteri; Scatophagidae
Product: ephrin A4
Exons: 5
Coding region: 6-617 (203 amino acids)
Biological process (GO): ephrin receptor signaling pathway; axon guidance
Cellular component (GO): plasma membrane
Molecular function (GO): ephrin receptor binding
Source: RefSeq, a predicted model, not a curated record
UCAGGAUGCGCUCUCUUGUGCGGACACCGGGAGCUCUGCCUGCGUGGAAAGCGGCGGUUUUCCUCCUGAACAUAAUCUCAGCUGCUGUGGCCAAAAGACACAUUGUAUAUUGGAAUUCAACAAACACAAGGUUAACAGCAGGAGAUCUGUCCAUCCAGGUGAAUCUGAACGACUACCUGGACAUUUACUGCCCACACUAUCCUGACAAGGGGACCCCGGGCCCCGAGCCACCAGAGACGCUGGCCCUCUACUUGGUGGGAGAGGCCUCUUUCCAGGGUUGUGUGGAGACCAGAGGGGCCAUCAAGAGGUGGGAGUGUAACACCCCCUACGCCCCCUUUGGACCAGUGCGCUUCUCUGAAAAGAUCCAAAGGUUCACCCCCUUCUCGCUGGGGUUUGAGUUUCUGCCAGGCCACCACUACUACUACAGCUCUCUACCCACAGAUGAAGGCCCUCCGCUGCCAUGUAUGAAGUUGCGUGUCACCGUGUGCUGCGAGCCCACAUCAGAAGGUUCAAAACAAAUACAAGUAACUGUGUCUCGAAGUAGUGUUUGCUUACUGAGGACAGCUUCACCUACACUCCUCCUCACCCUCGUAUUCAUCCUGCUGCUGACUACCUGACUUCCACUUCCUUCCUCGCGGCUGACCUCGCAACCCGUUCUCCGUCAGAUCAGGAGAUGUUACUCAGACGUUCAAGUACACAAUGCAAUCUACGCUCAGACAGUGAAUGACACAAUGCAAUCUAUGCUAAGCUAUCGCAAAUGACACAUAUUACCUUGUGGCUGUUUAUCUGUGAAAUUCCUGAAAGAAUCAGGUGUCUUUUCCAGAACAGUGACUCAGGGACCGAGAUGCCGAAUAACAGUGAUUCGUUUCUUGUUAUUUUCCUCUCCCAGUUGUAGAAUAUUACACACAGAGCUAGUCAUAAGACCCUUUUCCAACUUUGAUGUCAGAAGAACAGUCCAUCGGGCCAAAGUUUCUCUCUUUCACAUCUGUUUCUCAUUUUCUGCAUACUGUGUUGGACUAACUUCUUUUUGAGAACCUGCCUACAAUUUAAGAGUGGCCAAAUGAACACAUACUACUGUACUGAGUGGCUCAAAUCAGAGGCUUUCUGCUCGCUUCUUUUAGUUUUUAUGGGCAGACUCAAAUGGUUGACACAUUUUAAACUGCCUUAUUUGCAUGUCAGUAAGAAAGCUGUGUCAAACCUUUGUACAUAAUCAGAUUUUGGCAUUUUAGGAGGAAGCAGGGAAUAUUCUGGAAUAGUCAGACAGGGGUGCUGCGCCCCCUACUGGGAUUAAACUGGUUUAACUGGAGUUGGACUGGGUUGACCAUAGGCUCAGAAACUGGACAUUACAUUUUGGUGCUGUAUGGUAAUGAUGGGACCUGGGACUGAGUUUGUCCUCUCUGAUGGAUCCCCUGCUGUUCUGCCUCUCCACCUUCCGCCUGUUCCAGAAUAAAGCACAGAACAGAGGGGUUUAUGGGUAAAUCACCUCGUCUCGCUCCGCUGUACACUCUGAGGAGGCUGAUUGGUCGACGCUCCUGUUGAUCAACCAGAUGUGCAGACCAGAUUUUUGUUCUUUUUGUUGUUGUUGUUUUUCUUUAUGCGGGAUCUCUGAGUUUAGGUAUUACUCUAUAGUUAAUAUAUUCUGCAAAAUGAAAUAUUAACAACAUCAUUCAAUGUUUUGAUGAGAAAUGAUUAAAAUAUUUAAGUGCACAAUUAAAAAAAAAAAAACAUUUUUGCAGACACAAACAAUGAUUUAAAUUAUGGAUACUUAUGCAUAUACU